Messenger RNA from Momordica charantia (bitter melon), 894 nucleotides. Lineage: Eukaryota; Viridiplantae; Streptophyta; Magnoliopsida; Cucurbitales; Cucurbitaceae. The record is from RefSeq and is a predicted model, not a curated record.
AUGCUCCAGGCGCUUGAAGCGAAGGAGGAGGAGCUGAAGCAUGCGACUGCUGAGCUGGAGAUGGUGAAGGAACGUCUCAGCAAUGGAGCCCUAUUGGAGGAAUCGUUCAGGCAACAUCCUGACUUCGAUGGAUUUGCCAAAGACUUCUCUGACGCGGGCUGCAACUUAUUCAUCAAGUCAUGGGCUCACAUUUGCAAACUGCUCAAAACGGAUAGUCCUUUUUGUGGUUUGCCACAAGAACUGACCCCUGCAUUCGAAAGAGGUCCCAAUAUCCUCCAAAACCCAUUUGAUUUCGUGCCCAAAGACAGAAGCUUGAGCUACAACGACUCAAUCUCUACGCCUCCAUCCGACUGGGUCCGAGCCUCGUUCGAGCUAACCCCAACACACAUACAAAAACUGAAGAAAAGGGUAUUGGAGGAAGUAGAUGAAGAAGAACAGGAAUUGCAUUUGUCGACGUUUGUGGUUGGUUAUGCGUAUGUGCUGACGUGUACGAUCAAAGCAAAGAAAGAGGAGUGUAAAGAACACAUGUACAUUACAUUGGCUGCAGAUGUGAGGGGGCUAUUGGAUCCUCCAGUUUCGAGCAACUAUUUUGGUAACUGCAUCAUCCACCCGGGAGGGAAGAUGAUGGAAGCAACAGACUUUGCAAAUAUGGCCAAGAAAAUUAGCCAUCUGAUUUUGGAUUUGACAAGAAGUAGUCGUGAAUUGAUGCCAUGUAAACGACCUGAUGAUGAUGACCUAGAGCACCAACGGCAACGGGCUCACGAAUUUUUAUCAAAAGUGGAAGUUUUUUCAGUCGCAGCUUCUCCAAAGUACAAGCUUUACGAAACGGAUUUCGGGUGGGGAAACCCCAUCAAACUGAGCUCGUUACGUUGGGAGAGAACAACAUUUCGUUGA